Molecule: messenger RNA, 2047 nt
Organism: Aspergillus japonicus CBS 114.51
Lineage: Eukaryota; Fungi; Ascomycota; Eurotiomycetes; Eurotiales; Aspergillaceae
Gene: nemA
Product: Nem1-Spo7 phosphatase catalytic subunit NEM1
Exons: 3
Coding region: 363-1901 (512 amino acids)
Molecular function (GO): protein serine/threonine phosphatase activity
Source: RefSeq, a predicted model, not a curated record
CUCCUCCACCACCUCUUCUCUCUCUCUCUCUCUCUCCUCCUCGGCGUCUUCCUCAACUCUCCUCACUUUCUCUUUCUCUACCCCUUCCCCUUUUCUUUAAAACUCACACCCUCGUCCUCGACUGUCUGUAUAUAGUCGUAUUACAAACGUUACGAGGGGUCUUCCUAUCCUCCUUCUCCCUCACUCCAUCCCGCUUAUCCGCCCGUCGGUUAGGCCAAGGACUACGGCGACGGCUAUCACUCACCAAUUUCGCCCAGCCCAAAACCAGUUGGGGUCAACCGUCAACAGUUAUCAGCACGGGUUGUCGACUGGCGCAUUGAGACACCUGCGCCAGCCCGGACACCCGUGGGCCACGUCGGAAGAUGAACUCGCUGAACAUCUUGUCGUCCCGAGUGAUUGGCCAGCCUACCAGUUCCAGUAGAAGUCGUCAACGAUCUCGAUCGCAAGGAGAGAUUUCCCGGACAAUUGAACCAGGCGACCUCGCCAAGUUCCGGUCCUAUAGUGAGAGCAACUUCCAUGCUUCGGAACACCAUGAGAAAAGCCACGAUGAGACGCCCGGCGCGCCAGAUGACCUCGAAAACCAUGAGUACACGCUUGACGAGAAAUCACCAUUAUUACGAAGUCUAUCCAAGGAUCGCUCUCUGGGCACAAACCGCACCAUAGGACUAUUCGUGCACCGGUUCUUCGAUGCGAUUGCCGAGACAAUCAAGUUUAUUCUGUCAAGCUUAGCGGCGCCUGGCUUCUUUGUCGUCCACUGCUUUCGCGAAGAUGAUGGGCAUUACUCUCCACUGGCUCCAUUCCGCAAAAUCGGCCGCUUGGUUCCGGGUCGUUCCAAAAGAUCAAGUCCUGGCACGCCAGGCAAAGGAGGGACUCCAACACACGGCAAGCAACGAACCGCGCGGCGACCCAAAGCUCAUAGAUCACGCGAAUCAAUUGCCUCGAGUACGUCCGAGUCUGAGGGGGACCGGCGAAGCGCCAAGGGACUCAGCAGCAGUCAUUCUCGGUCCGUCAAGUCCAAGUCCUCCAACUCAGAGCAUGCACCGGACGACAACGCCCCUCGACGAUCUAUUCGAAUCAAGCUUCAUAAUGAAGAGGCGUUCAAGCGGAACCGGCAGCGUCGUUCGCAAAGCACGGAUCUGGGACAGACGUCGCAGAAUGGAUCCCAGGGCGCUGUCAAUCUCGAUAGCUUGAAGUCCCCGACCUCCCCGUCGGUCCAUCGAGUCACUCGAUAUCCGCAUUCACCCGUUCCUCCUCGACCUCUGAUUCCCCAGCGCAUACCUUCUUACACGGCCAACCUCCGCAGCACGAAAAGCCCGCAAAAGACUCUGGUCCUCGAUCUCGACGAAACACUCAUCCACUCCCUGGCCAAGGGUGGCCGCAUGUCCAGCGGCCACAUGGUUGAAGUCAAGUUGUCCACGCCCAUGACGACCGCUCUGACUCCAGGCGGGCCUCCGACCACGCUUGGUCCGCAACAUCCCAUCUUGUACUAUGUCCAUAAACGGCCUCACUGUGAUGAGUUUCUCCGCAAGGUGUGUAAAUGGUACAAGCUGGUGGUCUUCACUGCGAGCGUGCAAGAGUACGCGGAUCCGGUCAUCGACUGGCUGGAACAGGAGCGGAAAUACUUCCACGCGCGGUAUUACCGGCAACAUUGUACCUUUCGCAACGGCGCAUACAUUAAAGAUCUCAGCUCUGUUGAGCCAGACCUGAGUAAAGUGAUGAUAUUGGACAAUAGUCCUAUGAGUUAUAUUUUUCACGAAGAUAACGCAAUCCCCAUUGAGGGCUGGAUUAAUGAUCCGACGGAUAAUGGGCUGCUCCACCUCGUCCCCAUGUUAGAAGCUCUACAAUAUGUAACCGAUGUGCGGGCUUUCCUAGCCUUGCGUAGAGGGGAAACAGAAGCUUAGCACUGACAAAGGGGCCGGAGUGUGGCAGUGACGGAGUGACUUAUGGCAUUAAUAUAAUAAUAAAACCCCCCUUUGCACAGCGAAAACAGGAAAACAAAAAAAGAAACCCUGACCGGAAUGGAUGUUGUCCAAGCUUGAUGUUAUUA